AUGGCAGACGAUGACUAUUUGCGUCGUUUUGAGGACGAAGUCGUUUUUCUCACCGGUGCCACCGGCAGCUUGGGCGGUUGUUUGCUGUACAAGCUGGCCCUGCGUCUGCCCACCAAGAAAAUCUACGCCUUGUGCCGCGGAUCCGUGAGCGAUGCAGUUCGUAAAUGGGAGUCUAGCAUGCCGCAGCAGAUCGACGAUAUCCUCGAUACUGGAAAGGUCGAAUUGAUCACCGGCGAUUUGUCCAAACCAGGCUUGGGACUCAAUCCGGCCGUCCGCGAGAAACUGCGCAGUGAAGUCACGACAGUCAUCAACACCGCUGCGAAUAUAUCGCUUGUCGAGGAGCUCGAAAAGUCCGUCCGAGACAAUUGCCAGACAGCAACUGCUCUUUUCGAAAUGAUCGCUGAUUUUCCCCAUGUCCGCUUGUUCAUUCACUUCUCCAGCCUUGCUGUGAACGGUUUCCUGCCUGGAGGAUCGAUCGAAGAACGAAUAUAUUCCCCUCCUGAUUCUCCGGAUGCAAAUAAAGAAGCGUUAGGUCUUCCAGGCGCAGACUCCUCGAAACUGCAAAAGGACGAUCGAUACCUCUGGCCGUAUGGGCAGGCCAAGCAUCUAGCAGAACGGCUGCUCUUGCGUCAAUCCUCAUCGAUCCCCGUACUUAUUAUUCGUCCGGCGGCCAUUGGACCAGCAAUCUCGGAGCCCUUUGCUCUAUAUGGUCCCGACAAAGCAAUACCGAUGCACACUCUGCUUCUAUGCUUCAGCUUGACGGACCUCAGUCGGGUAGGGAAUACCGACCGUCCUUUCGAAGAAGUUCCUGUCGAUCUCGUGGCAAGCAGCUGUCUGCUUCACCUUGCUGCGAGAACAACAGGGGUCGUCCACUGCGCUUCGCAGCUGUAUGUCCGUCGAACGGCGGCAGAGCUUAUGGCCACCGCGAGGCAGUGCCUCUCAGCGCUGGAGAUAACAGAGCUGUUCCGCAAACCGCGCCCUUCGACGGCCAUCAUGUGGCAGAGCAAGUAUCACUUGGAUAAUAUGGACGAUGCGCCGGAGUUCCACGUUACGUGUGAGCGUUCAGAAUAUCAAAAACAAGUCACUGGUCCCCUCGCACUUGUCCCGGCGAACCAUGAUCCACAUGCUCAUAUGGAGCGACGCAUUCGAAGGAUGUAUCGGGCAAUGCUAGAUGGCAACCAGGAGUGA
Messenger RNA from Aspergillus mulundensis, 1188 nucleotides. RefSeq names its product Fatty acyl-CoA reductase. NCBI's taxonomy places the organism in Eukaryota, Fungi, Ascomycota, Eurotiomycetes, Eurotiales, Aspergillaceae. Gene Ontology annotation, cellular component: peroxisome. The coding region runs from base 1 to 1188 and encodes 395 amino acids. The transcript has a single exon. Gene Ontology annotation, biological process: long-chain fatty-acyl-CoA metabolic process. The record is from RefSeq and is a predicted model, not a curated record. Gene Ontology annotation, molecular function: alcohol-forming very long-chain fatty acyl-CoA reductase (NADP+) activity.